Molecule: messenger RNA, 945 nt
Organism: Paracoccidioides brasiliensis Pb18
Exons: 2
Coding region: 1-945 (314 amino acids)
Source: RefSeq, a predicted model, not a curated record
AUGUCCCCACCCUAUGAAGUUAAGCGCGGACACGGCAGCUCCGUCGCAAGGCCGCUCAGAGACCUGGACGAAAUCCCAUCCAACAAACAGGAAUGGCACGAAGCGAUGCAAACGUAUGGCCUUCAACAGCGCACCCUCGAGCAAAUGUGCAUGGAAGCUGAAGACCUUGUAUCGCAUUAUAUGCACCCCAAAGGAACCCCGCAGGCGCACCCCUCCCGAAUUCUUCGGCACGCUUGCAGAUGGGUUAGGCCCCUUCUCGAUGCUGGUCAAUUUUGUACGACCAACUUCUGGAUAGAUCGAUUCAAGCCCCAAAUCCAUGAAAGUCUAUUGAGCGGGGCUCCCGAAAGGGCCAGAUUCUAUGACGCCACGCGGCCCUCAACAGUUGUAGAUCCUACAAGUCCAACCCGCCAGGGCUUUAUCUCAGAGGAGCUGAUGACACACGUCGAAGAUCAGCCGAUAGCUCGUUGUCCUGCUCGUACGUGUCCGCCUGCUGCAGCUUCAGUUACAGAACCAACAGAUGGGGAACCACCUUGCCGAACCCCAGCCGAGACUCUAGUUGUGGAUUUUAUGGUUACUCUACUCGGGGGGGGGGGGGGGUUAGCAAGCCUUGUUUGUACAGACUCUCAACCCCAGGCCCUCUGCAUCGCAAAUGCCUUUGAGACAACCUGUACAUUUGGCCCUGUCCGCAAUACUUCUCAGCAACAAGUCGACGUUGGGUUCCGAGCCCGUAUUGAUGGGAGCAUCCCAUUCGGUCUAUCUCUGGCUGGGAUGCCACCUGAAGCCGCGAUAUUCGAAGCAAAACGUGCGGCACGUGGAGAGAGCAGGGGCAGUAUCCUGUUUUGGCCCAGCAGUUCGAUGAAGCAUGUCGCCUACAUCUGGAAACGCCAUGAAGAUGACCUGACGGUGAUACCAACCCCUUAUAAAUUAUUAUUCUUUCUAUAUUAA